UCUAGCUGAAAAUGGCGAGAAACGGUUCAAAUAGUUUGGAUAACUUUUGCGGAUCUGAAUUUUGGAAUUCAACCUUAACGUGGGACACCGAUGAUCCCGAUUUUACAAAAUGUUUCGAAAAAACCGUUUUAGUAUGGAUACCGUGUGUAUUUCUGUGGUUAUUUUCAAGUUUAGAAGUGUACUACAUAGCAAGUAGUAAAAAGAAGGAUAUUCCAUGGAACUUUUUAAAUUGCUUCAAGUUGCUAGUGACCGGGGGCGUUUGUGUGUUAAUGUUAAGUGAUUUUGUUACAAAUGUUAAAAUGACUAGUACGCGAGAUGUUCCGCCUGUUGAUAUUUAUUCCCCAAUUAUUAAAUUGGCUUCUGUGGGGCUGUCAGCAGUUUUGCUUUAUUAUAACAAAAAACAUGGUUUGCGAACUUCGGGCUUGUUGUUUCUCUUUUGGUUUUUGAUGGCCUUGUGCGGUGCUCCCCAGUUUAGAACAGAAAUUCGACACGCUCAAAAAGAUGGCGUUCCAGAAUCUUACUAUGCCUACAUCAGUUAUUUAAUUUAUUUCCCCCUAAUUUUACUGAUGUUGUUACUGAACUGUUUCGCUGAUCAACCUCCGAAGAUUACAAAAUAUCCAAAAACUCAGAAACCAUGCCCAGAAGAGGGCGCCAGUUUUCUUUCGCGCUUGUUAUUCGCUUGGUUCGAUUCAAUGACCUGGACCGGGUUUCGGAAGCCGUUGGAAGCUUCCGAUUUAUGGGAUAUGAAUCAGGAAGAUUCGGCAGCUGAGGUUGUGCCAUUGUUUGAGAAACAUUGGAGGAAAACCCUUAUGAAAACGCGCAGUGCCGAACCUGUACAUGCUAGGGCGGAGUUCAAGUCCGAUUCGGGUCAUAUAGACUUCGUCAAUACCGGGAAAAAGAAAGAAGCGUCGAUUCUGCCUGCGCUUUUUCGAUCAUUUGGCCCCAUAUUUGUAUUUGGAUCUUGCCUGAAACUAGUCCAAGAUGUGUUAACAUUCGUCAGUCCACAAGUAUUAGGUUUUAUUAUAACAUUCGUCAAGAAUCCGACGCAUAGUUGGAAAGGAUAUUUUUACGCCGGUCUUUUGUUUGCGACCGCCACCACCCAGACCUUGUUCCUGUCUCAGUAUUUCAAUCGAAUGUUUAUCGUCGGAAUGAGAAUAAGAACCGCCCUCGUAUCGACAAUUUAUAGGAAAUCUUUAAAAAUUUCGAACAAAGCGAGAAAGGAGAGGACGGCCGGCGAGAUCGUUAAUUUGAUGGCGGUCGACGCGCAAAAGUUCAUGGAUUUAACAGCGUACUUAAACAUGAUAUGGUCCGCGCCGUUGCAAAUAUGUCUCUCGAUGUAUUUCCUGUGGCAAGAACUGGGACCGUCCGUUUUGGCCGGUCUCGCGGUCAUGAUAAUUUUGAUUCCCGUCAACGGCUUCAUCGCCAACAAAUCGAAGACCUUGCAGAUAAAACAAAUGAAGAAUAAAGACGAGCGGGUGAAGUUGAUGAACGAGAUUUUGAGCGGCAUCAAAGUUUUGAAGUUGUACGCGUGGGAACCCAGUUUCGAAAAUCAGGUGCUGAAAAUUAGAGGGAAAGAGAUAAAGGUUUUGAAAGAAGCGGCUUAUUUGAACGCGGGCACGUCGUUUAUAUGGUCCUGCGCUCCAUUUUUGGUCGUUUUAGCUACAUUUGUGUCGUUCGUCUUUAGCGAUGAGAAGAAUGUUUUGACGCCCGAAAUAACAUUUAUAUCGUUAAGUCUUUUCAGCACCAUGAGUAUGCCGAUGGGUUUGUUGCCAAUUCUCUUGGUGUACACCAUAGAGACAUACGUUUCAGUAAAGAGAAUAAACAGGUUUAUGAAUUCGGAAGAGUUGGAUCCGAAUAAUGUAACGCACGAUAGUUCACCCGAAGACCCGUUGAUAAUUGAAAACGGCACGUUUUCGUGGGGCGAAGAUCCCAUUUUGAAAAACAUCAACAUCAAAAUUCCGGUCAAAACGCUGACCGCCGUUGUCGGUUCCGUCGGUUCCGGUAAAAGCAGCCUCGUGUCCGCCUUCUUGGGAGAAAUGGAUAAACUCUCUGGCCGAGUUAACACUUACGGUUCGAUAGCUUAUGUCUCCCAACAGGCGUGGAUCCAAAACGCCACAUUGAAAGACAACAUUCUGUUCGGAAAAGAUUACGAUAAGAAAUUGUACGAUGAAAUUAUCGAAGGAUGCGCGCUCACGGCCGAUUUUGAUAUGUUGCCUGGGGGUGACCAAACAGAGAUUGGCGAAAAAGGUAUCAACUUAUCGGGUGGUCAAAAACAACGGGUCAGCUUAGCCCGAGCUGUUUACGCGAACGCCGACAUAUAUUUCUUGGACGAUCCUUUGAGUGCGGUCGAUUCUCACGUCGGCAAACACAUUUUCGAAAAAGUUUUGGGACCCAAAGGAUUGUUGCAGAAUAAAACCAGGGUUCUCGUCACCCACGGUAUAACGUAUUUGCCUCAAACCGAUAAAAUAUAUGUUAUUAAAAAUGGGGAAGUGUCGGAAAACGGAACUUAUCAAGAGUUGCUCGACCGCAAAGGCGCUUUUGCUGAAUUCCUUGUGCAGCACAUUCAGGAACAAGCACAAAAUGAAGAAGAUGUUUUACGUUCAAGUAACACUGAAUUAGAUCAAUUAAAAACACAGCUCAGCGGAUCUCAAGUCUCCGAGGAAAUAACCAAGCAAAUAGUUCGUAUGAGGUCGCGCGUAUCAGAAUCCCUCUCAGACACGGGUUCAAACCCCGCGCUUAACGGAUCGCUUCAGCGUCAAAAAUCGGAAGACAGCUCCAAAAGUCAUAGGCAAAUGUCAAUCUCGGGAGAAGCGACGAAAAAGGGACCGGCCGUGGGCGAAAAGCUGAUCGAAACGGAGAAAUCGGAAACCGGAAGCGUCAGUUGGGCGGUCUACCAGCAUUAUAUCCGGUCUAUCGGGGUGUUUAUCACCUUGAUGACGGUCUUUUUGAACAUGUGCUUCCAAGGGUUCAGUAUUGGUUCCAACGUCUGGUUGGGCAUCUGGGCCGAUGAUAAAGAUAUGGUCGACCAGAAUGGUACAGUCAACACCGCGAAAAGGGAUUUGUAUUUGGGGGUUUAUGGGGCCCUCGGUAUUGGACAAGUUAUCGUGAUAUUCUUAGCGGUGCUUGCUUUAUACAUUGGAACUUUAAACGCCGCCAAGUGGUUGCACCAAGUGUUAUUAUCGAACAUUGUAAGAGCGCCGUGUCCGCAAUUUUUCGAUGUUACGCCCGUGGGAAGAAUCUUAAAUAGAUUCUCCAAGGAUAUUGACACCUUGGAUACGGUUUUGCCAAUGACUCUGAGGGGAUGGAUUACGUGUUUAUUCUCGGUGUUGGGAACGUUGGUUGUUGCCAGCUACACAACUCCACCAUUCAUAAUAGUUAUCAUUCCGAUCGGUAUUCUCUACUACUUUAUACAGCGUUUUUAUGUAGCAACGUCGAGGCAACUGAAACGUUUGGAAUCCGUGUCCAGGUCUCCGAUAUAUUCUCAUUUCGGCGAAACGGUUAGCGGGGUGCAAACUAUACGCGCGUACGGCCAACAAGAGCGCUUCAUUACGGAAUCGGAGAACAAAGUCGACUUGAACCAAGUCUGUUAUUAUCCUAGCAUAAUCUCGAAUCGAUGGUUGGCCGUACGCCUCGAAAUGAUCGGCAACUUCAUAAUACUCUUUGCUGCCCUUUUUGCCGUUCUGGGCAAAAACCAGCUGCCCGGUCUUGUGGGACUAUCGAUAACCUAUUGCUUACAGAUAACUCAAACUUUAAACUGGCUGGUUCGAAUGACGUCUGACGUUGAGACCAACAUAGUGGCGGUGGAGAGAAUUAAAGAGUACGCGGAAGUGGGGCAAGAGGCCCCCUGGGAACUGCCGAAUAAGAAUCCAUCGAUUACGUGGCCCGAAACUGGCUCGGUCGAGUUCAAAGACUUCUCCGUUAGGUACAGGCCAGAACUGGACCUGGUCCUCAAGCGUGUUAAUUUCGAAGUGAAGGGCAGUGAAAAGGUUGGCAUCGUGGGAAGGACGGGCGCUGGAAAAUCGAGCUUAACCUUGUCGCUAUUCAGAAUUAUAGAAGGAUCGGAGGGCCAGAUCUCCAUAGACGGGGUAAACGUUGCCGAAUUAGGUUUGCACACGUUAAGAUCUAGAUUGACGAUCAUUCCUCAAGACGCGGUACUGUUUUCCGGAUCCCUUCGCAUGAAUCUAGAUCCGUUCGAUAAAUAUAGCGACGACGACGUUUGGCGCUCCCUGGAACAUGCGCAUCUUAAAGAUUUUGUUAAAGGUUUGCCGUCCGGUUUGCAUCACGAAGUGUCCGAGGGGGGCGAAAACCUAUCUGUCGGCCAACGGCAACUGAUAUGCUUGGCCAGAGCUUUGUUGCGUAAAACGAAGGUUUUAAUUUUAGACGAGGCGACCGCGGCAGUGGACUUGGAGACCGACGACUUAAUUCAAAAAACUAUACGCACUAAGUUUAACGAUUGUACAGUACUUACUAUAGCACACAGGCUAAACACGAUCAUGGAUUCAGACAGGGUUAUCGUCUUAGAUAAGGGCAGGAUUGUCGAAUUCGAUUCGCCCGCGGCUUUGUUAAGAAGGCCCGAAACGAUAUUUUAUGGUAUGUGUAAAGACGCGGGUCUGGCAUAGAUUGCGCUUAAUAUUGUUUUAUCUUGUAGUUAGGUCAUAUUGCCUUAUUUACGUUGUUUAUUGUUGAACUUUAUGUCUAGCUUUCAAUGGGUAUGUUUACUCGAAUUUUGACUUAUUUUCCGAAUUUGAAAAUCGUUACCGUUUACUUUUUUUUUGCAGCAGCUAAAGUUAAGUUGAAUAAACAAACUCGUUACGUUUUUUCUAUCCGCACACGUUGAUAAAGAGCUUGGUGAACGAAUGUUGUCUAAUAUUGACCAAAAUUUGCCAUAAAAUAAUGAUUGGUUUAUAUAACUCCCCGGGAUUUUGCCUUUAGAGCCCAUGAAAUUUACUGGUUUUUUAUUCCUAGAUUUGGGAAAAUUGAAAAGACCUUGAGCUCUCUCAAAAUCGAAAAAUGGAUUAAAUAAUUUGUCUUCUCAGUAAUACUCAGUUCAUCAGAAAUAUUUAUUUGGGUAGAUUUAACCUGUAAAAUUAAGAUUUUGAAUAAAAUGGGUUUAAAAUUGACUACAAUGAUCAUUACUUCAGUAAUUUAACUCAACUUCCGUUCUGUAUAAAAGCAAGUCGAAUAAAAGAUGUUAUAAGUCUAUAAGCUUUAAUCCUCUAGUAGUGCUCAUGGAACAUGCUACAUGGAAAUUUUAAUAAAUCGUUUUUGGUCGGAUAUGAAGGCUAGCCGGGGAAAUAUAAAUUUAAGCUGUUAUAAUAAGUUGGGGGACAAAAUUCGGAAAACAGUUUAAUAUGGUUUAGACAAAUUAGAUUAUACACUUCUUAGACCAAGCUCCGACUGAAAAUAAGAUACAGCCCCUGCGAACACAUACAAAUAUGUAUAUAUGAUUUUCACAUUUUUAUUUUCGUAUUUGUCUGUCUGUCUGUGGUAUAAUGCAGUCCAUUUGUGUUAAAUGAUUGCUUGUUCAUGCACAUCACAUUGUAACUGAUUUUUAUUAAUACCAAUAAUUCUGCAAAAGUUGCACUAUUGACCCAAUGUGAAUCUUGCCUUAAAAAUCGACAAAGUUUGUGAUUUCAAGUAAUAAAAUCUUAAUUAUAAGGCAAAUUUAAACAUAAUUAGAAUUGUAGGAAAACUACACUUGAUUUAGUAAAAAGAAAUACUCUGUACUUAUUUAGUAGGAAUUUUUGAAGUUUAUUACCUUUUAAUUUGACAGCUGUUAAUAAAUAAGUUGAAACAAAUGGCGAAUGGUAGAUAUGGAGGCAAUACAUCUCAUCAGGUUGUCACAUAUUGGCCCUACACAAUUUGAAUCUCUAAAGCCGUAAGAUUUAUAAGGUGGAAUCAUUUUUUGUCUGUAACAACGUGCCCUCCAUAAAGUUUUACGAUUAUGAUUUGAUUUGUGAAAACAUCCUGUCCUAUUUGAAAUUUUUAAAAUUUAAUUUUUAAGGUCCUUGUAACUUGAAUUAGGAUUUUGGAAAUUAUAAAUUUCUAGUGGCACGAAUUUGGAAGACCAUUUAUACACCUAGAAAACAUCACAAAGUAAUAAUUUUUCAGUCAAACUAAUUAAAUGUCUUGGGAGUUAUAUUAUAGUCAGUAAAAAUAUGUUAUGUCCCCGAACAAUUUUGUUUUAUUUUCUAACUUUGUUUUAUAUAGGUAUUGGAACCUGUUGUGUAUUAUUAGUUUUUUUUUCCAAUAAACUUCAUGUUCCUGUUGGUUAAUAUAUUUAUAGCAAUUAUAUACUUAAUGUCAUUUAAGUGUUUUUUGACAACUCGUCACAGAUUUAUAUAUUUUAUAUGUUUUGAAAUAAAUGUUUCAAAAUUC
Molecule: messenger RNA, 6378 nt
Organism: Cylas formicarius (sweet potato weevil)
Lineage: Eukaryota; Metazoa; Arthropoda; Insecta; Coleoptera; Brentidae
Product: multidrug resistance-associated protein 1-like
Exons: 16
Coding region: 12-4619 (1535 amino acids)
Biological process (GO): transmembrane transport
Cellular component (GO): membrane
Molecular function (GO): ABC-type transporter activity; ATP hydrolysis activity; ATP binding
Source: RefSeq, a predicted model, not a curated record